ACCGGCCGGGGAGCAGAGUUCGAAUUCGGGGAUAUUUUUUUUAGGUGGGAGGUGCUGGUGGUGGGCAGGGGGGAGAGGAUCCCCGGAUCCCGGAGUUCUUCAGAAAGAGCGAGAAAGUGGUUGGAGCCUGGAAAGCGACGGUCUUCUGGGAAAGGGGGUGCGAGGGGAGAGUGGCCUAGCGGUUAAAGCAGAACGGGAUUAGGGGAGGAACCCGGGGAAGGGGGAAAGAGUGAGCGGGGAGCGAAGCUGGAGCCCACGCUGAGGCCGGAGGAGUCAAGAUCUUCUUCGGGGGUGGGAUCUGGGGUUAAAGGCUACAGGGGAAGGAGGGGUCUGGAGGGAGCGGGGACCGGACGGCCCAGUGGUUAGAGCGGGGUGGCGAUGGAGGACCCCGAGGAGACCUUCGGGGGCGACGGGGACGCCAGCCCGGCGCCUUACGAGGAGCUGGUGUCCGCCAUGGCCGGGGGUCUGUACGGGGAGCUGGAGCGGCUGGUGGGCGCCCACGGGCCCGGCGCGGUGUCGGGGCUGCUGCCGCAGCUGGUGUCGGUGCUGGAGGCGCUGCAGAGGUCUUGCGGGCAGGUGCGCGACCGGGACCAGUCCCUGGAGGGGCUCCGCGACGACCGGCUGCGCCUGCUGGAGCAGUACGAGCGGGAACGGGGCGGCCGCAAGCGGGCCGAGGAGCGCUUCAUGGAACUGGAGGACACGAUGGAGCAGGAGCGCAAGGCGCACGCCGCCACCGUCGCUCGGCUGGAGGGGCAGAGCCGGGCCCUGGAGGGCAAAGCCCGGAGCUACGCCGAUCAGGUGGCCAGCCUGGAAGACCAAAAGUCUCUGCUCUUGAAGGAGCUCUCGGCUCUCAGCCAGACCCACACAAAGAUGACGCAAAGUUACAGGGAACUGAAGGCGCAGCGGGUGGUGUUGGCUGGCGUAGGCCAAACUGGAUCUCCAUCCGUAGAGACAAAAAGGUUGAAGCCCCGACGCAUCCAGGAGCCUUCACAGUUUCUGCCAAGCACCUCAGACCCCGGAGCACCCGAGUCACCGCAGCCCCUAGAGGAUUCUGGAGAGAAUCGGGAGCCGCCCUGCUUGGAGAAGGCACCCCAAAAAACAGCAGGAAGAAACAACUGCCCUUUGGCCCAAGAGAUGGUGCAGCCAGAGAAAGCCGCUUCCCCUGCCCGAGAGGAACGCUUUGACCUGGAUGAGAUUCUGCGCUCCACUCCAGAACUGGCACCUGCCCCACAGCUGCCAAACAGCCCCCUGAAUACCACCCUCGAGCGCAACACGGUCUCACUUUUCGCCGAGGUCUCGGGCCUCAGCCCAGAAAUUAUCAGCGACAUGGAUGACGGAGCCGAUCUGCAGGGGGACGGCUUGGAAACCCUUAUGGCAGAAAACGCACAGCUACAAGAGGCACGGAUCGCUCUGGAUACCGCCCGCCGUCACCUUAUCGCCCGUGUGGAGGAGCUCACUGAAGACCGCGAAUCGCUGCGGAUGGAGCGUGAGGUAGCCAUGGGGAGCCUGAGCCGCUGCCAAACACAGCUGAAGGAGGCCGAGUUGGAGCUCAAUCGGAUCCGACAGGAGUUGGAGGAAACGAGGCGUCCCUGUGAUGACGGGGAGGCGGAAGUGGCCCCCUCCAGGCCUCAGCGGUUCACCCGGGCAGAGAUGGCGCGUGUGGUCAUGGAACGCAACCUCUACAAGGAAAGGCUGAUGGAGCUGCAAGAAGCUGUUCGGCGCACUGAGCUCCUAAGGGCCUCGAGAGAAGAACAGGCAGUCCAGAUGAAAAAGUCGUCUUUCUGGAAAAUAUUCGAUCGCCUAUUUAGCCCCUUGGAUGCUCCAGAGAAAGCUCCGGCAUCCCCCCUGCUGGCGGGGCGGGCCCGAUCUAGCCCCAGCCUGCGAGGUGAAUUGGGACGGAAUGGCGGGCAGGCGUCUCCGGCUUUGAGAUACAUCCCACGAGCAACCUCGCCCACUGAGGCUGAUUCUUCCCCGCAACAGAAGCGCCGUGAACUGUACCGUGAUAUCCGGUCGCACAUCUGGCAGGAGCAUGGUCGGGGACAGAUCCAUGGGUGGAGCCAGCCACCUGCCCUCCAGGGCCAGGAUCCACCUGUAGGGGGUGCUGAAGUGCCUGUCCUUGUGCAGUUACGGAUGCUGGACCAGAAGGAUCCCAGUACCAAGCUCUGGUGUGCCGCAGCAUCGGUCGGGAUGGAGCUUCAAGGGACACCAGAGGCCCUUGCAGACGUUCCUACGCCAGGCAUUUUUCAGGGCACUUUCCACCCACAGGGCGCACCCAGCCAGUGCCUUGAAGGCAGCUCUCGGCUUUGGGUGGCCUCAGGAACCCACUCGGCAAGCGAGAUAAUGCUUUUCGACGCUCAGAACCCCAACCAACUCCUGGAACAUUUUGUGUUGCCUGGAAUUCACAUCCUCUCCCUUGUGUGCGUGCCUGGCCUUAUGGUGCCCGGUCGAGAGAGCCCUGAGCUGGAGCCCGAGAUCCUCGAAGACCCCCUGGCGCCUGGAUCGGACAGCGAGGAUGAAACGCUGGAAAUGGAGGCGGCCGACACAGAACCCACCGUGUGGUUUGGGACCCAGGAGGGAUGCAUCCACAUUCACUCUGCCAAGACGGACUGGAGGCGCUGCCAGGGCAAAGCCCAGCUGAAGGAUGCGGUCCAUUGCAUCGUCCACUCCCAGGGCCGUGUCGCAGCCACCCUAGGGGAUGGAUCCGUGGCCAUUUUCCACCGGAACCCUGUCCGAAAGUGGGACCUGCGUUCUCCGCGCCUGGUCGAUUUGGGAAGGCCGCGGCGCUCCAUUCGUUGCGCCAUCCCGGUGCUGGAUCGGCUGUGGUGUGGAUACGGGAAUCGGAUCUACGUGCUGGAUCUGCGCGCUGCUCGCAUCCAGCGGUACUUCGAGGUGACUUCGCAUCCUGAAAGCCAAGUGCGGCACAUGGUGGCGGCCGGCAGCGGCAUAUGGGUCUCGGUUCGCCUAGACUCCGUGCUGCGCUUGCUUCACGCGGAGACCGGGCAGCCCCUGCAGGAAGUGGAGCUGGGGCCCUACAUCAGCCGCAUGCUUGGGCCGAGUAGCCUCAGCUUAGCUCUGAACAUCACAGCGCUCGGUGCUUUCGGGAAGCGGCUGUGGGUCGGCACAUCCGGAGGCACCGUCCUCUCGUUGCCCUUCGUCUCCGAAGCCGCAGGAAGCUCAGGAUCUCCCGCGCCCGCUGGCAUCCCUUAUUGUGCCAUGGAGCAAGCCCAGAUCAGUUAUCACGGGCACCGGGAUGCUGUUCGCUUCUUUGUCACUGUCCCAGGAUGCAUGGAUCGGUCGUCUUCAGAGAAUCCCAAGGAAACCCACGAAAAGAAACCGAGGAAGCCUUGCUCUUUGGUGCUAAGUGGAGGGGAAGGCUACAUUAAUCUCCGAAUAGGAGAUGACACCGACGAACGCUACGGCGACCUGCUGCUCCCAAACCCCCGCUUACGUCGCGCUGAGCGGAGUCACCUUAUCGUCUGGCAGGUGCAGGCUUGAGUCUGCGGUGACGGGCCUGCCCCUGUGCUGUGGUGACGGGCCUGCCUUGGACUCCCAGUUCAGAGGGAACGGCACAGCUGCUUGAUCGCGGUGGGGCCGGCCCACCACUCCCCCAUCCUCUUUGUAUGGGAAUUGAGCCUCUGGGAGUCUACAGGGCUGUUUUAAUGAAUCUCGCAGACCACGAAUGGAAAAACACCUUCUGGACAUCAGGAUCGGUUUCCCGAAAACGCCCGACGUCCUUCCUACCGCCUCCUUGACUGUCUGUGCUGCCUUCCGACCAGGGCAGUGCAUCGUUGUGCAAUAAAGUUCCCUGCCCGUAUACAGAGGGCACCCUUAUCAGAUCCCGAUACUUUUGCUCCCAUGUGGCAUAACUCACCUUUUACCGCUCAAGCGAGCAAGCGGAAGGCGUCUAACACGAGCUGCCAGGAAGCAAACCUGCAAAUAAGUUACAGCACUGGAGGCUGAGAACCAGGAUUCCUGGGGUGUCUGGAGAAGGCGCGAUGACCAGUUUAUCGGGGAAGGAACUUUUGCGUUCCCUUUUGCCUCCCGCUGUUGACUGUGAUUCUAAUGCACUUUUGAUUCCACGGGUUGGGAUGUGGGGGCAAGACUGGCAAAUCUGGAACCGCGCAGCAGUCGAGAGUUGAAAUGCGGCGUCGGCCUGCUGCGUUACUCUGCAAGACUGGAAGGGGGGAGUUCUCUUGCCUCGCUGUGGUGCCGUCGCUGUAGAAGAGGGGCUGGGAUUGGUUGGUUUCUGGUGCUACUGAGCUAGCCGAAUCCUCCCUGGAGCUCUGACAGAGCGAGGCUUGGCCAGGUUCCCAAUUCGCUGUUGGCUUCUCAGGGUUGCUGUUUGUCUGUCUCAGCAAGAGUAGGGCUUCUCACACACCCCUCAGGAUCAAUGACUGUGUGGGGUUAGUUCUCAAUAAAGCUAUUAAUUUCU
Messenger RNA from Sphaerodactylus townsendi, 4432 nucleotides. Its product is annotated as C-Jun-amino-terminal kinase-interacting protein 4-like. The record is from RefSeq and is a predicted model, not a curated record. Bases 379 to 3495 code for a protein of 1038 amino acids. The transcript has 27 exons. NCBI's taxonomy places the organism in Eukaryota, Metazoa, Chordata, Lepidosauria, Squamata, Sphaerodactylidae. Gene Ontology annotation, biological process: vesicle-mediated transport. Gene Ontology annotation, molecular function: signaling receptor complex adaptor activity; MAP kinase scaffold activity; kinesin binding. Gene Ontology annotation, cellular component: cytoplasm.